Molecule: messenger RNA, 360 nt
Organism: Microthlaspi erraticum
Lineage: Eukaryota; Viridiplantae; Streptophyta; Magnoliopsida; Brassicales; Brassicaceae
Source: the annotation of a GenBank genome assembly
AUGCCAAAAUUCGGAGAAAAAAACGGUGCUCCCAAGCCUAAUAAUCUUGAGCCACCGCUGAUAGCAUUCAAUAGAAUCCGAGGGAAGAAGAAGCAGGUUAUCGGAACCAUGAAGAAGCAGGUGCUGUUCAAUCACAUGGUAAUGGUGGACAGGCCAGACGUGUACCCACAUUGGGACAAGGAUGUAGAUGACAAGAAGGUGGACAACAUCAUCAAGGCCUUGUUUGGAGAAUUUGGUGGAGGAUGGAAAUGGAAACCAGCUGACUGGGUUAGAGAAGGAAUACUCGUGGUUAAAAAGGUGAAGUUCGAGAAGCCAUUGAAAUCAGAGAAGUCUCAUGGCAAGAAGAAUCUCUCUGAUUAA